Molecule: messenger RNA, 1069 nt
Organism: Aphis gossypii (cotton aphid)
Lineage: Eukaryota; Metazoa; Arthropoda; Insecta; Hemiptera; Aphididae
Exons: 4
Coding region: 95-973 (292 amino acids)
Cellular component (GO): nucleus
Source: RefSeq, a predicted model, not a curated record
GUUACUAUUUAAUAUUUUUGCGUGUACAUAUUAUUUUGUUUUGUGCAACGUAUAUUUUUAAAGUUUUAUUCAACAAAUAUAUCACGUAUUUAUAAUGGAAAAUCAAUCAAAAACCAAAAGAAAAGGAUAUAUGACGAUUCCGCAAAAGCAGCGUUUAAUUGAUUUAAUGUCUGAAGAACAUGCCUUAAGAUCUGGUAAAUUUUCCCCAAACUUUACCAAACAAAUUGCUGACGCAAAGUGGAAUGAAAUUGCAAAAAAAUUAAAUGCUAUUCCAGGAGGUAGCAAAAAUGCUCAAGAAUGGAAAAGAGCAUGGGCAGAUUUAAAGACAAAAACUAAGGGGAAACACUGUCUGAUAAAAAAGUAUGCAAAUAAAACAGGAGGAGGUCCUAGUUGUUCUAGUAAUUUAAAUGAAAUAGAUGAACAGAUAUUGGCAUUAAUAAAUCCUACUACCAUAACUGGACAUAAUAAUGUUGCUGAGUCUAAUGUUGAUUUUAGUUUUCAUAAUGAUAUUGAUAUUAGUUUUGAAAUAGAAGAGGGUGAUGAAAUAGUUCUUGAUACCCAACAUUUUGAAACAGAUGAAGUAGUUGAAGAUAUUAAUCACUCUUUAUUACUACCAUUUAACAAAGAAAACAAAUUAGAUUUAAAAGACCUUGAUAAUUCCGUCAAUAAAAUCGAUAAUAUCUCAACUUCUGUUUUAACUGAAAAACAUUCAAAAAAAUUCCAAAAACAUCGGUCUAAUGCAGCGAUAAGAUUGCAAAAGAGUGUAACUGCUACUGAAAAAUUGGCAGAUAUAGGAAGAGAAAAACUGUUAAUAAAGAAAAGAUAUUAUGAUAAAAAACUUUCUUUACUUGAAAAACAGACCGAACUAUUAUCUAGACAAGUAUUCUCAUAUGAAAAACAAACUUCCGUCUUAGUACAAAUUCAGGGUGAUUUGAAAAGUAUUGCUUCUAAUACUGCUCAUUUUUUAAUCUAAAUCAUACUUUUUAUAAUUAUUAUUAAUUACUAUUUCAUUAAGAGUUUUCAUACAUAUUGUUUUGUUUUAUUUUUUUAUUUUAUUAUAUAUUCUACA